AAAAUGAUCAAAAAGGCAAAAACUAAUGUUGAAGACUUGAAGUGUUGAGCACUGGAAAUGGAAGCUACCCGCUGUAACCUGCAGAUCUGCCUGGUUGUUUGAACCGGUCGGUUCAUUGGUUUAACCGGUUGAACCGGUUAAACCGGAAACCGGACCUAAAAAUGGUUCGAUGACCGGUUCGGUUCUAAAAACCUUGUGUUGAAAUGGAGUGGCACCAGAAAGAGAAGGUAGUUACGUGUAAACAGAGUUUCCAUCUCCGACUUCUCCUGUAGAAACGAACGUGAUUGAAUAGUAUGUCUGUGUUUGGACAUGGGAAUUGCAUUCUUCUUUAUGCAUAGAAUACCUCAUGGAGAACCAGAACAACAAACUUCAACACAACAACAACAGCAAAAGUAUAAACCUAAACAACAGUUUAUCCUUUGGUCGAAUUCACUCUCAUAAGGAGAUGGGGGCGUUGGAGAUGGAAUCAAGAGCAGUUCUUGAGUUUGAGGAUGAGAGCCUGGAGAGCCCAGGGUCAGUAGCAAGAAAGAAUCAUUCAUUUAAAGAAGGAUCUCAUAUAAAUAUUGGUCUCAAUGAAUGCACUAAGUGCAGAAAUAGUCCUUGGAAUAGCAUUAAACUUGUUGUCUUCUCCACAAAACUCAACAUUCUAAUGAUCUUUGGCCCCGUAGCAAUCAUUGUGGACAAAUUCUCUGGUCAUCCUGGUGUGGUUUUUGUGUUAAGCUUAUUAGGAAUCAUACCUUUGGCUGAACGUCUUGGUUUUGCUACAGAGCAGCUGGCAUUCUUUACAGGAGCUACAGUUGGAGGGCUUUUAAAUGCUACAUUUGGGAAUGCAACUGAGUUGAUCAUAUCAAUUUUUGCAUUGAAAUCUGGCAUGAUUCGUGUUGUUCAACAGUCACUAUUGGGAUCAAUUUUAUCAAACAUGCUGUUGGUUCUUGGCUGUGCAUUCUUCGGUGGUGGACUUGUGAUUAUGAAAAGGGAGCAAGUUUUUAAUAAGGCAGCUGCUGGAGUGAACUCAGGAUUGUUGUUGAUGGCUGUCAUGGGCUUACUGUUCCCUGCUGUCUUGCAUGCUACAAACACAGAAUUGCAUUUUGGGAAGUCUGAGUUGGCUCUUUCAAGGUUUAGUAGCUGCAUUAUGCUUUUGGCUUAUGGUGCCUAUCUAUAUUUUCAGUUGAAGAGCCAGAAAACUUUAUAUGACAUGGGAGAGGAUGACAAUGAACGUAAUUCAGAUGAUGAUGAUGAGGCUCCUGAGAUGUCAAUGUGGGAAGCAAUAAUAUGGCUAUCUAUUUUGACUAUAUGGAUAGCAGUCCUCUCUGAAUAUUUGGUUGAAGCAAUAGAGGGAGCAUCUAAAGCCUUAAAAUUGCCAAUGGCAUUUAUCAGUGUUAUUUUGCUCCCUAUUGUUGGGAAUGCAGCAGAGCAUGCUAGUGCUAUCAUGUUUGCCAUGAAAGACAAGCUUGACAUUUCUUUGGGGGUGGCAAUCGGCUCAUCAACACAGAUAGCCAUGUUUGGGAUUCCUUUUUGUGUGGUCAUUGCAUGGAUAAUGGGACGCCCUAUGGACUUAAACUUUCAACUUUUUGAGACAGCUACACUCUUCAUUACAGUGCUAGUUGUGGCCUUCAUGCUGCAGGAGGGAACUUCUAACUACUUUAAAGGGCUAAUGCUCGUUCUUUGCUAUCUGAUAGUCUCUGCAAGUUUUUUCGUGCAUGUGGAUCCUACUGAUAUAGAGCAAAACAUACACCAUGAACCUGGCCAUUAAGACAAUGGAUCUGUAAAGUUGGUCGGCUAGCAGCACUACUAUUUUAACACAGGAAGACGGUUGUACUCAAAGCUCUGAAGAAUUCAUUGAUACUGAUGAGCUAAAGCUCAAGGUUUUAAUUCAUUUUUUUCAUACAUUGUAAGUUUGUGUACUCCAUUUCUUUUUUGGACUGCGUGACAUGCUGUUGAUCAGCACACCUUUCCGCACAACAUUUGGUGGAUACUUUCCUUUCUCCUGCUUGAUGGCAUAGUAUAUGGUUGGACACAGAUUUAGCCAUAUACAAAAGUUCAGUGUAGGUAUAGUUUAUCUGUGAAAUGUAACAAAUUCAGCUAAAUACAUAGAUUUCUUUCUU
Molecule: messenger RNA, 2105 nt
Organism: Rubroshorea leprosula
Lineage: Eukaryota; Viridiplantae; Streptophyta; Magnoliopsida; Malvales; Dipterocarpaceae
Source: the annotation of a GenBank genome assembly